UUUGCUGGAUUGAAACAACCCAAAUUAGAAUUUAGCAUGGCAGAUUUAAUUGAUAAACAAAUCCUUGCCGAACCUUAUGAUGGAAUUAUGGGGCUUGGUUUUGCCAAACUUAGCAAAGCGGAAUCAAAAAAUCCAGUUCUUGCUGCCAUUGAUAAUAAUUUGUUGGCACAGAAAAUGUUUACCUUGUAUUUGAAAGGCGGGUAUCCCAGUAAUUCAAAAAAUAUGCAAGGAGGUCAAGCUACUUUUGGUGGUUUUGACACAAAAAAUUGUGGGCAGAGAUUGGGUUCCGUUAAAUUUACUGGAGGGGGACGUUAUCAAUUCCAAAUUGAUAGCGUUAGUAUUCAAGGAAAAGCAGCCAGCGGAGGAACUCAAGGCAAGUUUCAACUUUAA
This is a messenger RNA of Meloidogyne enterolobii, 390 nucleotides long. The record is from the annotation of a GenBank genome assembly. NCBI's taxonomy places the organism in Eukaryota, Metazoa, Nematoda, Chromadorea, Rhabditida, Meloidogynidae.